AUGUCGAAAGAAAUAUCGACUACUAUCCACGGGGAAACCCUCGAUGUGGAACGUAUCGUCGAGAAAUCUGUUGGUCAAGAGAUCAGAGAGCAGGCCAGAGGAGGUGCCGAGGAGGAACACAACCUCCCGCCCCUUGAGGCCAUUCGCAAGUACCCAUGGACUCUCUUCUGGUGCCUGGUCGUCUCCAUGUGUGUCGUCAUGGAAGGUUACGAUACUAAUCUUCUGAAUAAUUUUUACGCUUAUCCGACGUUUGCGAAAAAGUACGGUCAUUGGAAUGAGGGGACCAAUAAUUACCAGCUGGAUGCAGCUUGGCAGGCUAGUCUUGUCAAUGCUGCUCCAGUUGGUGCCUUCUUUGGUACUCUCUUGAACGGUGUUCUCGUUCCUCGGUUCGGUCACAUCAAGGUGCUCAUUGGCGCUUUGCUGUCUCUCAGCGCCUUCAUCUUCAUCGUAUUCUUCUCCCCCAACACCACCGUUCUGCUGGUCGGUGAAAUCCUCUGUGGUUUGCCUUGGGGAAUCUUUACCACGACUGCCCCGGCGUAUGCUUCCGAGGUGCUGCCCAUGUCUCUGAGAGUCUACAUGACCAGUUGGGCCAACAUGUGCUUCAUCAUUGGUCACCUCAUCUCAGCUGGUGUCUUGGCUGGUCUCGUCAACAACACAACGCAGUGGGCAUACAGAAUCCCUUUCGCUCUCCAGUGGUUCUGGCCCUGUGUUUUGAUCCCUGUCAUCUUCUUUGCCCCAGACACGCCUUGGCAUCUCGUCCGCGUUGGACGUCACGAAGAUGCUCUCAAGUCCCUCGCUCGCCUCCGGCCCAAGGCUACAGAGACGGAGCUCCGCGAUGCCCUCGGUCUCAUCAUCUACACCAACGACCUUGAGCACCAACUCUCCGUCGGAACUUCAUACUGGGACUGCUUCAAGGGUUUCGAACUUCGACGAACAGAGAUUGCUUGCAUGGUGUUUGCUGGUCAGAUCUUUACUGGUCUCAACUUUGCCUAUAACUCGACCUACUUCUUCCAGCAGAUUGGUCUCGACCCAACCACGACCUACCAUCUCAACGUCGGCGGCACUGGCAUGGGUCUAUUCGCGACCCUCAUGUGCUGGAUCUUUGUCAUGCCCUAUGUUGGAAGACGCACUGCCUACCUCUGGGGUAUUUUCGUCAUGACAAUCCUCCUCAUGUUGAUUGGUGGUCUCAACAAAAAGACGGAGAAUGACAGUGUUGCCAUGGCCCAGGCUGUGCUGGCUCUCAUCUGGACAUUCGUCUUCCAACUGUCUUCUGGACAACUCGGCUGGGCCAUUCCCGCCGAGAUUGGAUCCACGAGACUCAGGCAAAAGACGAUCUGCCUUGCUCGCAAUGCCUACGCCAUCGCCAAUAUCGUCUCUGGAGUCUUGCAGCCAUACUUUAUGAACCCGACCGAGUGGAACCUCAAGGGAUACACCGGUUUCAUCUGGGGCGGGACUUCAUUCUUUAUGUUCAUCUGGACUUACUUCCGUCUUCCAGAGACCAAAGAUCGCACCUUUGAGGAGCUUGAUUUGCUGUUUGCUAAGGGUGUGCCGGCUCGCAAGUUCAGUACUUAUAACAUCGAGACGUUCCGUGAUACUGAAACUGGAACUGAGAAGGUGCAAUCUCAUGCCUCUAUGGCGUAG
Messenger RNA from Fusarium falciforme, 1641 nucleotides. Its product is annotated as MFS domain-containing protein. Lineage: Eukaryota; Fungi; Ascomycota; Sordariomycetes; Hypocreales; Nectriaceae. The transcript has a single exon. The record is from RefSeq and is a predicted model, not a curated record. Gene Ontology annotation, cellular component: membrane. Gene Ontology annotation, molecular function: carbohydrate:proton symporter activity. Bases 1 to 1641 code for a protein of 546 amino acids. Gene Ontology annotation, biological process: transmembrane transport; carbohydrate transport.